AUGCGGUGGCUUGUGUUACUCUGUUGCACAACCAUUGCGAGUUCGCUUAGACUCGCUGCAUACAUAUCUUCUGGCGGUCUUCACGGAGAAAUUCGAUUCGAGAGAACCACAGAAUCUUCGGUGCGAAUACGAUAUUCUCUAAAGGCAACUUUGCAAUAUCCGGAUCAGCAAUGGCUAUGUAUUAUCAAUUUGACGGAAAAAGUCGGACCCCUCGAAUUGCCAACAAAUGAAACAGGUUCGAUAGAAGUCGCAGAUUUAUUUUUAACUGGAGAAACGGGUUUGUGGGGAAAGAGUUUAGUACUGAAAGACAAUUAUUCGCCAAGAACGAUAUGCGCUUCUAUUACGGUUCUUGAAAGAAAUAUUGAGAAAUUUGCUCAGGCACGUUUCUACGGUCCUGUUGCUGGAACAGUUUUAUUCCGAUGGUUGAGCAGCAGCCACGUAGACGAUGAUACCGAUACAAUUAUCCAUACAAAUUUACAUCACGUUCACAAACAAAAAUUACAGUCACUAAACUACACUGAACAUUAUUGGAAGAUAUACGUUACCGAUAUCUUGGAAACUGGCAAAGAUAAAGACAACUGUAAUAUACUCCAAAGCGUAUUCGAUCCUAAUGACUCUGGCGUUGGCAAAUCUAUUGGAGACGUCGAUGUUCGUUUGGGCAAAGUAAAGGUUGCUAUUAAUAUGCAGGACAAGUAUAAAACUUUCUACAGGGAUUCAAAACUGUCUCUACUGCCAGCAGAUCUACUUGGUCCACAUCGUCAUUUAUACUUAGUCAUCUAUCAUUCCGUGCACGAGGACUCGUUUUUAGCUUGUGCAAAAAUCACUCAUCGUAAACCGGUAUAUACCAAGGCCAUAUUUAAUUCACGUGGCAUCCGAGGUCAAGUUUCGGCGAUUCAAGAAACGCCGUUCAAUCCAACGUGGAUCAAUAUCUCAUUAACGACAAUAAAUGAUUUGGAAACCAGAUUACGGUACGCUACUAAAGUGGCAUCUUACAGAAUCCACGAAUUACCACCAGAACCAACGAAAAAUGUCGGAAAUAUUAUUGAUCCAUGCUUAACUACCAAAAAGUUAUUCAAUCCUUUGAACAUCGUUGAAAAGACUACUCCCCCGGCAGGUUUUGGUACUCAGGAUCAAUAUGCCAUUGGUGAUCUGUCUGGAAAGCUUCAAGACCGAAAAGAGGGCUCGUACCACAACGAUAUUCUACCUGGGAGUGCGAAACUCAGUGGAAUUUAUUGGGAUACAUAUUUACCGCUUUCCGGAAUCCACAGUAUUGUUCACAGAUCUUUAGUCCUUUACAAAUAUAAUGAGACUGAUAAGACGGGCAUGACUCCAUGGGUGUGUGGCGCAUUUACGCCUUAUACACCGCAUACCGAUUGGCAAAUGCCGAUGUAUACGGCAGAAGUGGUAUUCAGAUAUCCCAUUGUUGGUCGGAUACUCUUCCGACAACCUAGGGACGAUCCUGAAAUGGACACCACUAUAAUAAUAGAACAUCUCGUUCAUGCAGAUGGCAAUGCAAUAAAUAAUACUGCAGACCAUAGAUGGAUGAUACAUGACAAUCCACCGGGAAAAGAUUUCUACAAUUGGACAAGUCGAUGUGUGAGCGCCGGAUCACCUUACAAUCCAUACAAGGUGAACUGGAAGCCGAAUAGCCUCUGUUCCAUUGCAGAAGCCUCGUUGUGUCGCUUGGGUGACUUAACGAGACAUGGAAUGCUCGAAAUUGCCGGUAGAAAAGUUAACGCUGCAGAAUUGACUAGAAAACUGUUUACAGACACGAUGUUAUCUUUAUCAGGACCUCAUACAUUGUUCGGCAAAAGCUUAGUUAUUUAUGACGAUCACGGUCCAGUCGCGAGAGGAGAUCGAUUAGCCUGUUCCAUUAUUGGUGGUGUUUAUCGGCGCAAAGCGGUUGUCAGGGAUUGGUUCGGUAACGGUGAACAAAUAUCUCUGAGGGGAAAAUUAGAGUUGCUCCAACAGACUGAAUACGAUAUUACCAAUGUGGAAGUGUCUCUCGAAGGUCUUGGUGGAAAAAUAAGCGGAUAUCACGUACAUAUGAUGUCUGUAGAAUAUGGUUUAGAGUUUCCAUGCGAAGGAACGUCACUCUACGGACACUGGAAUCCAUUAGGUAUUAAUAUGAGCGAUGUACCGGCAGCAGAAGAAGGUACGCUGGAUCAAUAUGAAAUGGGUGAUUUAAGCGGAAAAUUCGGCACCCUGGAUAACAAAAAGAGAUAUAUAACAACAUACAACGAUACAACGCUACCUUUGUUUGGCCCAAGAAGUAUCCUGGGACGUAGUGUAGUGAUUCAUAAGAAAGAAAAAAAUUUAAGAUGGGCGUGUUCUACCAUAGAGAGAGGAUACUCUCCAGCCGAUGCCAGUGAGUUACGUGCCAUAGCAUCGUUCCACCAUCCACAAGGUUUUGUAUACGGUUACAUAAAAAUGACGCAGCUCGUUUAUAAAGACGGUAGCGAAAGUGAGACGAUAAUCGAAGUAAACUUACGACAUCCCGGGAAGCACGACCGCAAUAUUACCAGAAAUCACAAUUGGGCGAUAUACGUAAAUCCUGUUGGUGUGGAUGCUGCAGUGAAAGUGAAGGACACUCGAUGCGUAGCAGCGGGAUACACGUGGAAUCCCUAUUUCACACAACUAGCCGAUCCAUUAAAUGAUGAUCUUUACAGGGAGGAAUGUGGCGCAGAUUUGCCGCUUAGAUGUUACGUUGGCGAUAUAUCGUCUCGUCUAGGAACCAUUAAUAUUGGAGAAAAGCGACAGAUAUUUACAGAUUCCAAUUUCCCUCUGGGCGGACCAGUAUCCGCAAUGGGCAAAUCUAUCGUCAUUUUUGAUAAGGAUUUUGGCGGCAACAGAUUUGCCUGCGCAAAUAUUGAGCCCGAUUAUGAUAUCGUAAAAUAUGCGAAUAUUAGGAAACCACCGCGAUUUGUGGUGGCGCAAUUCUUAGAGGACGUAAGAAAAGUGAUGGGUAUUCCCGAGUGGAUGUUAUCUAUCGAUAGUCGAAAGACGAAGACGUUGCAUAAUGACGCAUGCAUUCAAUUUCUUUUGCAUUUUAGAGGUCCAAUUGCCAAUCAAUUAGAGAAAGACUUUAGCAGGCUUAUAUCCAUCGGCAAACUCGAAACUCCCAGUUUAUACAUUCCCGGCUAUAUACCAACGAAAAGGAAAAGUACAUUAGGGCAUCGGCAGUGCGGCGUACGCGAUCCGGAUGACAAAAACUUCAACGUCCGUCGUAACGAGUCUGUCUCGUUGUUAGCGGAUAUAUUUGUAAUAUUACUAGUAAUAGUAAAUAGGAUAAUAUAAUUCAAAUAUUAAGUCUAACAAUAAUUUUAUAUGUGAAAUUUCUACGAAAAUUAAAUCACAAAAAUAUGAAAGAAAUGUAUUUUAUAAACACAUUUUUUAAAUAAAAUGUUUUAAAUUAUACAUCUGAUUGUGAGUAUAUUACGAUAUAACUUUAAUUAUAUCCUAUUUAUAUUGUGUUCUCUCAUAUCUGCAUUCUGUAUUACAUUGUUAUCUAGAUUUGCAUUCCGGUGGCAGGACUUAAUUAAAAUUGUAUUAUAACACAAUGAACAGUAUAUUAUUUAUAAUUACACACACAUGGGUGUCGUAGCACUUUGCGCCUCUUUAUCCAAAUAUUAUAAUCGCAACGGGUGUUGUGAUAUUUAUACUUUAUAGCAUUAAAACAUUUUUCUUAUUCUUUUAAAAUGGUUUUA
Messenger RNA from Vollenhovia emeryi, 3707 nucleotides. RefSeq lists its product as uncharacterized. Bases 1 to 3297 code for a protein of 1098 amino acids. Lineage: Eukaryota; Metazoa; Arthropoda; Insecta; Hymenoptera; Formicidae. Gene Ontology annotation, biological process: superoxide metabolic process. Gene Ontology annotation, molecular function: metal ion binding. The transcript has 19 exons. The record is from RefSeq and is a predicted model, not a curated record.